This is a messenger RNA of Spodoptera litura, 3479 nucleotides long. It is a transcript of the gene Osbp, whose product is annotated as oxysterol binding protein. Gene Ontology annotation, molecular function: sterol binding. Gene Ontology annotation, cellular component: plasma membrane; perinuclear endoplasmic reticulum; cytosol. NCBI's taxonomy places the organism in Eukaryota, Metazoa, Arthropoda, Insecta, Lepidoptera, Noctuidae. The record is from RefSeq and is a predicted model, not a curated record.
UGGAAUGUUGGAUCGACGACAGACGUGGCUGGUAGAGAAAUAUUGUACCUACUAUGUUUUUCUAAUUUAAAAUUGUGAUAAUAAGAAAAAAUGUCGGAGACUAUCGUAGCCAAGGGUCAGCCAAUACCUGGGGAUCCCGAAAAAAAAGGCUGGCUAUUCAAGUGGACAAAUUAUUUGAAGGGUUAUCAGCGAAGAUGGUUCGUGUUGUCGAAUGGACUGUUGUCGUAUUACAGAAAUCAAGCCGAGAUGGCUCAUACAUGUCGGGGCACUAUAUCCCUGCUAGGAGCUCUCAUCCACACCGCAGACUCUUGUACAUUUGUUAUUAGUAAUGGAGGUACUCAGACCUUCCAUAUCAGAGCUCAUGAUGAAGUAGAAAGACAAAGUUGGGUGACUGCACUGGAAUUGGCUAAAGCAAAGGCAAUUCGGGCUCAAGAGUCUGAUGAUGAUGAAGAUCAGAUGUCGACAGACAUUGGUGUGGUUGUGGGUAGUGGAGAGGGUGAAGGAGAAGAUGCGGGAGGGAUAGCGAGAGAACUAGCAGCUAGGUUCCACGACUUACGAACGUGUUCCGAACUUGUAGCAAGGCAUGGCGCAGCUUUACAGAGGUCUCUCGUUGACAUGGAGACUCCACCUACAGACACUACAAAACAAGUCUCAGAACGAGCGACAUUAUUUAGGAUAUCAUGCAAUGCUAUGAUGAAUGCCUGUUCAGAGUUCAUGAGUGCAGCGGCGGCGUCGAGUGCGCGUAUGAGUCGUGCGCUGCAACAUGAACGUGAGCAGAAGAUGAGGCUGCAGGAAGUUGUGGAACAGCUCGCCAGGCAGCACGACAACCUGGAGAAGACUGUGACUGCGCGUAGUACCUCUCAACCAGGGGGGAACGGCUCCGGACAAGGCAACGAGACUGAGGAUGAGGAUCAUGAGUUCUUUGAUGCUGUGGAAGAGGGAGUCUCCACAAACAUGGAAGACACAAAUUCCUUUGUGAUUAAAGUGCCCGUAAAUAGGAAAAACAAAGUAAAAAGCGGUGAAAGUUCAGAUGAGUCUGAGGGUGAAUCCGUUACUGAGACUCAACAGGUAAUUUUCGUGGAAGAUAAAGAGCGAACGGAGAGUGCAAUGGGCGGUACGGAAGCUGAGAGCACCGCCGAAGGUGAAGCCAUAGUGCCUAAAACACAAGACAUUGUAGUAUGGCCGCACGUGGUGGCGGCGCAGACAGUCCCGAUCGACGGCCACCCUCGGCGGACGCGGGUGCCUGACAAACCCAACUACCCGCUCAGUCUUUGGUCUAUCAUGAAGAAUUGCAUAGGCAAGGAGUUAUCAAAGAUCCCGAUCCCGGUAAACUUCAGCGAGCCGCUGUCAAUGCUGCAGCGACUGACGGAGGACUACGAGUAUUCGUCCAUCCUGGACCAGGCCGCCAAAUUCAGUGACCCCGCGCAACAGCUCGCAUACGUCGCCGCAUUUACCGUCUCGUCGUACGCAACUACUGCUUGCAGAACAAACAAGCCUUUCAAUCCGUUGCUGGGCGAGACAUAUGAAUGUGACCGCAUGGCGGACCUCGGCUGGCGAGCUAUAUCCGAGCAGGUUUCCCAUCAUCCACCGAUGGUAGCGCAGUUCUGCGAGGGGCAAGCGGGUUGGCAGUGCUGGCAGGAGUUCACCAUGACCACCAAGUUUAGGGGGAAAUACCUUCAGGUCAUACCGCUAGGGGGCGCGUCCGCCAUGUUCCCUAGCUCUGGAAACAAAUACACUUGGAGAAAGGUGACGACAACAGUGCACAAUAUAAUAGUAGGCAAGUUGUGGGUGGACAACCACGGUGAUAUGGACAUCGUGGGCGAGUCGGGGCCCGCCGCGGGAUACGUGGCGCAUCUCAAGUACCUGCCCUACGGAUACUUCAGCAAGGACACGCAGAGGAAGGUUACCGGCGUUAUCAAGGACCCACAGGGAGUGCCGCGCUACGUGCUACAGGGACACUGGGACAGUCGCGUGGAGGUGGCGCCCGUCACCAGCACGUCGGCCGACAACACGGUCUGCAAGACUGGCAAGUUUACCGUCGCCUGGGAGCGCGUCGCCGCGCCGCCAGACUCCGACAAGUGGUACAAUUUCACGGUACUGGCCGCGCAGCUCAACGAGUUUGAGGAGGGUGUGGCACCCACCGACUCGCGGCGCCGCCCCGAUCAACGCCUCAUGGAAGAGGGGCUGUGGGACGAGGCCAACACGGAAAAACUCCGACUUGAGGAGAAGCAGCGCGCCAAGCGGCGCGAGCUGGAGGCGGCGGCCGAGGAAGCGGCGGCAGGCGGCGCGCCGGCGCCGGCGGGGCCGCGGCCGCUGUGGUUCUCGCGCCAGGCGCUGUCGACGCAGGGCCAGCAACACUUGCGCCACCUGUACACGCACCGCUACUGGGACUGCAAGCGGCGCCAGGACUGGAGCGCCUGCCCCGACAUCUUCUAGCCGGCGCCUUCGCUCUCGGUGGGAGACGUGUCACCGGAUCGAGUCUCAGUCGUCAGUGUCGCUCUAGGCUAACGUCAUUUUCGUUUAUGCCAUCACAUGCGUUGGAAGUUUUACUCAUUCCAUAUUAACUGUGGUUGUUUUUAUUAUUUAUUGUUAUUUUUCAAAAUUAGUUUAUCGUACGAUUAACGUGUACAUAAUUAUUAUUUAUGACGCUAUCUCAAUUUCCACGCGACUCGUGGCCUAAUAGUUAAGUUGUUAGCUCUUAGACAUUUGUGAGCACCGCUUUUGGUCGUAUGUGUUGAACGUUUCGAGGCUUCUCUCAUUACAACUAACAACGAAAGUAUUUCACUCACAUAAUCGAAAGUAACGGGCUUAUCAUAGUGUUCUGACUAACAUUGACUUGUGCUUGUAAUCCAAACAUAAAGAACCCAAGAGUUGUAUUCAUGAAAUGGUCUAGGACUGGGAACGAAGGUUAUUCAUCAGUUACAAACUGAAUUCUAUUAUGAAAUUUCCUUUUAACUAGUUCCACUUCGGGUCUGGAAUAUUGUCUUAAUUUAGUUGUAUAUUAUCUUCUGUAGAAGCCAAGAAAAUUAAUAAGUAGACGUGAUUAUUAAAUUAUAUAAAAUCAGGUGCUUCUAAUGGACAGGUUUCAACUUUAAUCAAUAAAAUUUAUUCAUUGCUACUAAUCUAGAAAGUGACAAAUGUCUAGCGGGCAUUAAACGAAGCUCUUUACGUCCUAAUAGAAAAUGUCGCGUCGUAAAACGUAUCUUUUAAUGCCUUAUUGUAAGUGUUAAAAAUGAACACAAGUUAAUAUCAGGCGACGCGGCGCUAAUGUGACCGCGGCGAGCUGACGAGGGCGCUACGCCUCUUGGUAUCAACUUGUAGUGAUCUAGAAUAUUUUGUAAGGUCUAUUACAAAUGUACAUUUUCAAGUGGAUGUAAGAUAAUUUGUUAAUAUUUUUAUUAUAAUAGAAUGAUAUUUGAAUACGAAGCCAUAAACAUCUGUAUCAUGUUGAUUAUGAAAAUAAAAUAUGUCACUGAAUA